Messenger RNA from Chelonus insularis, 4524 nucleotides. It is a transcript of the gene Syn, whose product is annotated as synapsin. Gene Ontology annotation, biological process: neurotransmitter secretion. The record is from RefSeq and is a predicted model, not a curated record. Gene Ontology annotation, molecular function: ATP binding; metal ion binding. Gene Ontology annotation, cellular component: synaptic vesicle; synaptic vesicle membrane. The transcript is spliced from 8 exons. NCBI's taxonomy places the organism in Eukaryota, Metazoa, Arthropoda, Insecta, Hymenoptera, Braconidae. The coding region runs from base 1 to 1674 and encodes 557 amino acids.
AUGACCCGUCAGGACUCUUCGACACCUUAUCAAGGAAUUCCUGAUCGGCCAUUACAAACUCAACCAACUGCAGCACCGCCUCCUGUUCAACCACCAGUUCCUGGAGCUCCACCAUCUCAUGGUGGAACUCACGGUGCUGGAGGUGAUUUAAGUCUCAAUCUGAGACCUGGAUCCAGAACAACAAGCGCACCCUCUUCACCUGCUAAAACACGCGAGAGUCUGCUCCAAAGGGUUCAGAGUCUCACUGGAGCAGCACGUGAUCAGGGUGCGUCAAUUCUUGGUGCAGCCGUAGGCGGUGCCAGUCGAGGUUCUUCAUACAAUAAAGAUCGCUGUUUCACAUUACUUGUGAUUGACGACCAGAAUACAGACUGGAGCAAGUAUUUUAGAGGACGUAGGCUUCAUGGUGACUAUGAGAUCCGCGUGGAGCAGGCUGAGUUCCGGGAGUUGUCUCUCACAGCCAAUGAAACUGGCGCCACUGUUUCCAUGGCUGUCUUCCGGAAUGGGACCAAGGUCAUCAGAUCCUUCAAACCGGACUUCGCGUUAAUUCGCCAGAAUCUUCGAGAUGCUGGUGAAGAUUAUAAGAGCAUUCUCUUGGGUCUCAUGUACGGAAGUGUUCCAAGUGUGAAUAAUCUUACAGCAAUUUAUAACUUCCAGGACAAACCAUGGGUUUUCGCGCACUUAAUCGGUCUUCAGCGUCGUCUUGGAAAGGAUAAUUUCCCUUUAAUUGACCAAACUUUCUACCCUAAUCAUCGAGAAAUGGUUUCAGCACCUCGUUAUCCUGUUGUCGUGAAACUCGGUCAUGCACAUGGAGGUGUUGGAAAAGCCCGAGCUGAAAACAACCAAGAAUUUGCAGACAUCGCGUCAUUGGCUGCUCUAACAACUGCUUAUAUCACAGCAGAGCCAUACAUUGAUACUAAAUACGACGUUCAUGUGCAGAAAAUUGGCAAUAAUUACAAAGCAUUUAUGCGGAAGAGUAUCAGCGGUAAUUGGAAAUCGAACACGGGAUCGGCAAUGUUGGAACAAUUAGCAGUCACAGAACGACAUCGAUCAUGGAUAGACCAUGUAGCACAAUUAUUUGGUGGUUUAGAUAUCUGUGCAAUUGAGCUUCUAGUUGCAAAAGAUGGUCGUGAAUAUAUCAUUGAAGUGAAUGACAGUGCGCUAUCGUUAAUGGGAGAUUCUCAAGAAGAAGAUCGACGUCAAAUUGCCGAUUUAGUUACUGCAAAAAUGCAGGUAUGCUGUCGACCACAUAGUGUUUUAACGAAGACUACAUCGAGAGGCUCAAUGUCUGGCGCAAGUCAAACCGCUAGUCCUGUAGAGGAACGUGGACCACCAUCAGGUCCAGCACCAGUUCUUGGCUCUCAUGGAUCCAUAACUUCCAUGACAAGUAUUGGUAGUAUGGGCUCGGUAAGUUCUACUCCAGCCCAUGCAGCUGACAUCACUUCAUCUGAUAGCCAUCAACAACUCCAACGUCGAGAUUCUCAAGUCUCUCAAUCGAGUACCGUAAGCACUGCAGCAUCAAUAAGUCGUCGUUCUGAUGAACCACCUCCAUUGCCACCAUCUAGAACUCCAUUCCAUCGUCAAGGUAGCCAGUCUCAAGUACCAACUGGUGAAGAUACUGAAGAUACUAUGAAGAAUUUACGAAAGACCUUUGCAGGAAUUUUCGGUGAAAUGUAGAGAGAGGAAAAAAAAUAAAAAAGCAAACAAAAUUGAAUGAUACGAGGCUGUAGCAAUGCAAAUAUUUAUUUGGAUAAUUAAAAACAGAUUUUCAAUUAUAACAACAAUAAUCAGUGACCUCAAUUUCGAUUUUAAUAUUUAUAUAAUCGGUAAAUAAUUAUAAAAUAUUAAGGUCGAAGCUAUUAGUAAUGGCUAAAUUUAUUCAUAAAAGUAAAAUUUCUCAUACAAUUUAAAUAUUGAGUUUCAUACAUCGUGAUUGAAGUGGUUUGGAAUAAGAGUAAGUGGAAGAGAGUUAAGUAAAUGGUUAAAAAAUAUCACUAUCAGUUAAGUGACAGUACAGAAAAUGAAUACAAAAUAUAAAACAAUUUUUUGCAAUUGGAAAAAUCCUUGCCUGAAGCCUCUAGCUAUUAAUAUUUUAAAUCUACUUGUUAUGCUGGACGAUUAAACUUACUCAUCCAAAAGUACUUAUUUAUACAUUCGCAGAUUAUCGCAAGGCGGUAAUAGCACUGUGAAAUUUUUCUUGGGUUUUUUUUUAAUCGUUUUUAUGGAUGAUAUCAAGUGCGUUAAUAUUUAAUGGCUUAUUGUAAUUGAGAAAAGUGAAAGUACUCGUAAACCUUCGAUCAACUUGAUGUUCCAACUCUUAGCCACUUGCUUUGAACUAUAUUAAGUUUCUUUAAAAUUAUUAAAACCAAAAAUACUUAUGAUUAAUUAUAAAGAAAAAUUUUAGAUUGAAAAUAUUCAACUGCAAACGCACAAUUAGUUGUUAAGUCUUUUUACUAAUUUAUGAACUUUGAUCAGAAAUAAAGAAUGUCCAGUAAUAUGAGACUUGAAAAGACAAUGAAUAUUUUUAAUAAUAAUUAUUCUAAAUUAUAAAUAUAAUACAUUUGUUGUAGUUUGAAUUAAUGCACAAUUAAAAAAACAAAAACUUGAGAUAAAUUUUUUUCCAGUGAUAAUUUACUGUUUAUGCGAUAAAUUGCGAAUAGUUAAUAAGAAUAAAGAAUGAAGAAUGAGAAGGGAUUGAAUAGUUACAGUAUAUUACUCUGCAAAAUAUAUCUUGACAAGAUAAUAGAAAGUCUGCAUUGAUGUUGCACAGCCUCGAUUAAUAAUAAUAAAAUCUCAGGGGUGCUUUGAGGUAUUAGGUAAAGUAGAAAAUAGAGCACGAGCAGUUAUGGCAUAAAUGAAUGCAAAUUUUUCAAUAUCAAAUCUGUACAACUGAAUAUACCAUAUAAAAAGAAAUAUAAAAACCAGAGAACACAAUAAUAGAUAUAUAUUAAAAGCUGCUGAAUUUUUUAAAAAAUCAUCAUGAGUUGCUUGAUACACUUUAUUGGGAUAUUGUUAAAUAACAAUAAAAUUACAAUUAAUCAAGCAGCUUGUGAUGAUUUAAUAUAUUACUCAGCAGUAAGCUAAUAAUCAGAAACAAUAAACAAAGAAUAGAAAAAAAAAACAAAGAAAAUAUAAUAACAUGUUAUUUUAUUGAAUUUGUUAGUUAUUUUAAACGUGUUAGUAGUCUAUCACGACAUUGUCGUACCAAUAUCUCCAGUAAUUGUCUGAAAAAAUGGAAUUUCAUAAAACAAGCACAUUAAUUGAAUGUAAGAAAAAAUGUUAUGUUAAGUAAAACUUGUUGAAAACGUGUGCUGAUAAUUAUAAUUAUGUUAAGUUUGUUCAAUGUAUGUGUAAUAUAACCAAAGGGUUAUAUCAUAUUAUAAGCUACAAUCUCAGUCUAUUGGCUUCUACAUUAUUAUUAUUAUAAUCAACAAAUACUAUAAAAUUUGUGACCUAAUCAUUACCCUGAAAUCUGGCGUUUAAUUUUAUCCUCCAACCGGUUACAUGGAUUCAUGAUUAUAAUUACACAUAGAUCUUAUUCUCAUUAUUAUCCUGUAGAAAAUUUUCAUUUAUAAAUUAUAUCAAUGUUGUACGUUGAUAAAUAUUUUUUAUCUACUGCGGCUCUAAUAUUUAUUGUUCUACUGUCAACGAAUUUAUAAUAUAACGAUUAAGGUAUAAAAUAUUUCAGGAAUAAUAAGUUUACGAGAUCGUCGCGACAUGGACUCAUUUAAUCCAUGUAUCUCUCUACUAGAUUUUGUUUUAAUAAUUCAAUUGAAAUUUAGAAAAAUUAUAGAAAACUUUGAAAUUUUUUUUAUUAUCAAUUAUCCUUUGCCGCUUUUUGAUUCUUGUUAUAAAUAACUCUUAAAAUAAUAUUAACUAAUAAGAAUACUGAAAUAUAGACUACAUAACGCACUGAAAGUGUAGAUUAUUGUAUGUUGAAUAAUGAUCUUUCAUCUUCCAAUUUAUUUAAGCACUUUUAAAAACUGUGACGUAUCUUGAAACGAUUGAUUGAACAAUAAUUUUGGUACAAAUAAUUCACAUGUAAUAAUUGAGAAAAUAAAUAUUAAAUAUUGAAAUUUUUAUGUUUUAUUUAUAUAUGAUAAUAAAUAAAAUAUAAAAAAGCAUAAUUUUAUAAUAAAAUAAUAUUUUUUUUCUUAAUUAAUAAACAUUUUUCUCUUCACGUCUAUUGGUCUACUAGAUAAUCAAUAAAUCUCUGUAUGUAUCACUAAUAUAGUUAUCUUGUUAGAUAUACUGAUAUGUGAAGAUGAUAAAGAAAAAAAAUAUAAACGUUUAAUAGUAACAGUAGGCGGUAUGGUAUAUGUAAUCAAACUAUGCCAGUUACCGUCAGUUACCGUCUUGAUUUCAAACGCGUGCUAGCCACAUACAUAUACACCAUAACCACAUAAUUAAUCAUGGUAAAGUGUAUUAUACCAUUAUCAUACGCAUAAUUAUCACGAUACGUGUCAGUGUUAUUAUUAUUAUAGAUUUGUAUGGUUAUUCGCAUCACAACCAUUAUAAUCGACAAAA